This is a messenger RNA of Empidonax traillii (willow flycatcher), 1232 nucleotides long. Its product is annotated as E3 ubiquitin-protein ligase BRE1B-like. Lineage: Eukaryota; Metazoa; Chordata; Aves; Passeriformes; Tyrannidae. Gene Ontology annotation, molecular function: ubiquitin protein ligase activity; metal ion binding. Gene Ontology annotation, cellular component: HULC complex; nucleus. The record is from RefSeq and is a predicted model, not a curated record. The annotation marks the transcript as partial. The transcript has 9 exons.
GCCCCAUCAACCGGGAGAUGCGUCACCUGAUCAGCUCCCUGCAGAACCACAACCACCAGCUCAAGGGGGACGUGCAGCGCUACAAGAGGAAGCUCAGGGAGGUGCAGGCCGAGAUCAACAAGGCCCAGGAGAGUCAGAAGGAGAUGAAGCUGUUGCUGGACAUGUACAAAUCAGCCCCCAAGGAGCAGCGGGACAAAGUGCAGCUCAUGGCGGCCGAGAGGAAGAGCAAGGCCGAGCUGGAGGAGCUGAGGGCCCGCUGGCGGGAGCUGGAGGAGCGGGAGCGUCGGGAGAGCAAGAAGUUGGCGGAUGAGGAGGCCCUGAGGCGGCUCCGGCACAGCGAGGAGCAGAUCGAGCACCUGCAGCGCCGAUUGGCGGCCACCAAACAGGAGGAGGAGGCUCUGCUGUCGGAGAUGGACGUGACGGGCCAGGCGUUCGAGGACAUGCAGGAGCAGAACCUGCGGCUGCUGCAGCAGCUGCGCGAGAAGGACGACGCCAACUUCAAGCUGAUGUCGGAGCGCAUCAAGGCCAACCAGAUCCACAAGCUGCUCCGCGAGGAGAAGGACGAGCUGGCCGAGCAGGUGCUCGCCCUCAAGGCCCAGGUGGAGGCGCAGCUGCAGGUGGUGCAGAAGCUGGAGGAGAAGGAGCGGGGGCUGCAGAGCGCGCUGGGGGCGGUGGAGAAGGAGCUGGCGCUGCGGACGCAGGCGCUGGAGCUGCACAAGAGGAAGGUGGGUGUGGCCACCCAGUUGCCCCCUACAGCCACCAGGUGUGCCCAGGUGCCCCCAAGUGCCCCCAGGUCUCCCUACGUGCCCCCAGGUGUGCCCAGGUGUGCCCAGGUGUGUGUAGAUGCCCCCAAGUGUGCGAAGAUGCCCCCAGCUGCCCCCAGGUGUUCCCAGGUGCCCCCAGGUGGCCCAAAGGCCAAGGAGCAGCUGAGCCUCAAGAGGGUCCAGGAGGAGCUGUCCCGGCUGCGCCGGAAGUUGGAGAAGCAGCGCAAGGUGGAAGUUUACGCCGACGCCGAUCAGAUCCUGCAGGAGGAGAUCAAGGAGUACCGGGCCCGGCUGACGUGCCCCUGCUGCAACGCCCGCAAGAAGGACGCGGUGCUCACCAAGUGCUUCCACGUCUUCUGCUUCGAGUGCGUCAAGAGCCGCUACGACACCCGCCAGCGCAAGUGCCCCAAGUGCAACGCCGCCUUCGGCGCCCACGACUUCCACCGGGUCUACAUCAGCUGAGGGGAC